AUGACAGUGGCAAAAGGGGCUAACAGGGUGUUUCAGAUGCAAUUUGCUUCCUGCAACAUCAACUGGUCCGAGUUUCUCAAUCUCCCUGACGAACUUGACCAUCUCGAAGACUCCCUAUAUCUUCUCGAACGUCCCAGUUUCUCGCUAGAUUCCUCAUUCCCCUCCUCGCUGGUCGAGCUCUCGCCACCGUUCGGUAUGUCUCCAGAAGGUAGCCCACCACCUAUGGAUGCCUAUAGAAUCCAACACGAAGCCAUUACGACGUAUAACGCUCCUACUCUGCUUUCCACCCUCGGCGCGGGCAUCUAUGGACACAUCCUCACAAGCACUUUGAACUCACCUGCAAGCCAUACACUCUCCCUCGGAAGCGACGAAAGUAAUUCAAACGAUCAAGCCAUAGAUUUCGAUGCAUUUCUCGUAGACGAUCCAUCCUUGGCCACUUGCGGAUCAGGUGGCGCAAGUGGCGCAAGUAGCGGAACCAACAACCACGCUUCCCUCUCCUCUAUCGACCCCACUCUUGCUGCCACUACUAUGGGGGCCGCCAAUAAUAACAAUAAAAAACAGUCGAAGCAGACUACCCCUGUUGCUGACGAGCUAAAGACUCGAGGGAGCCCUGCUCCAAUGUCUAUUCAGUCUAGCCACCCUUCUCCAGCUCGCCCAGCCGUUCCCAUCACAAUCCCUUCAAUUCAAACAAUCGCGACUAUUGCAAAGGGACACAUUCCACGCGACGCCGUAUUCUGCGACUCUGACGUCGAACUCAUUCGCAGUAAAUGCCAGCUGCUCGUCCAACGACUCCGCAACAAACAUUUGUCUGGCUCGGUUCGCCACCCGUAUAUGACCUGCCCCGUCUUUGACUGUGAGCGUGGUGGCUGGAACCCAUUGCUGCACGGCGAACCUCCAAAGGACAUUCACCAACCCACGACCGGCCACUUCUUCACCUCCAACGAAAUCGUCCGGCACGUCAAAACAAAACAUGCACCGGAGAAUGACCUCCGUUGUCAUCACGCAGGCUGCAAAGUCCAAGCAAAGUUGGACGCGAGGACCACCAAUGGGAAAGGCAGGUUCUGUCGUCGCGAUGUGUUGAGAAAGCGUUACAAGGACUAUCCUGAACAUAGAGAUUCUGUCCCGGAGGACCUUAGAAGGAAGUACAAACUCUUUAGACCUGAGCCAUUAGUCCGAUGA
Molecule: messenger RNA, 1179 nt
Organism: Acaulospora colombiana
Lineage: Eukaryota; Fungi; Glomeromycota; Glomeromycetes; Diversisporales; Acaulosporaceae
Source: the annotation of a GenBank genome assembly